AUAAUGUUACUGUGUCAUGUAUUAUGAGACAGAGGGAGCAUAGUUUAAUUAAAGUGAGGUUACAUCCAUCUUUCAAAAUAAGAGGGAGUACAUGCCUUUCAUUUUAAAGCAAAAAUAAGUCUUUUGAGUUUUGACACCCAACAAGAUAUAAAGUUAAAAUAAACCCAUUUCCUCAACACGAAAAAAAAAAAAAAAACAAAAAAGUUUUAAAACCCACAAUUCGUAAAGCAAGAAGUUACAAGUUACAACAGAUUACAGAGAUGAAGAAGACAACAAUGGAGCAAGGGAAGAAGGAAACUAAGAGAGUGCUGAUAACAUUUGACAUCGAUAGAACCUUUAUUCGAAGCACUGGUCCCAAUUCCAACCACCUUCAUCGUCAAGCUUUUUCCCAUGCUUUGCUCCAAGUUUUUGGAAUUGAUGGUACAAUCGAUGUCAUUCAGCAUCAUGGUUCGACCGAUCCUGCAAUCCUUGUGAACACGCUUGUCCACUAUGGGAUACCAUCUGAGGUUUCUACUGAAAAGCUCUCGGAUUUAAAGUCAAAGAUGAUUGAAUAUGCUAAGGGUCAUGCUAAAGACAUUGGAGAGGGUCUUGAAGUGCUUCCUGGUGUUGAAUCUCUCCUUCAAACUUUGUCAUCAAGAGAUGCAUAGUCUUUGGACUAGUUACUGGCAACUUGGAAGAGGUUGCAUGGAUGAAGAUGGAAGGCUUGGGCAUCGAGAAAUAUUUUAGUGUUCCACAUAUUGGAGGGUUUGGGAGUGAUCACAUUGACCGAGGUCACCUUGUCAAAAUUGCAGCAGAAAGGGCUGAAAAGCUUUUUCCGGGGAAAUUUGAUUUGCGAGUGCAUGUUGGAGAUACAGUAUGUAAAAUUCCAAAUGAUAUUCGAGCAGCUGAAUUUGGGGGAGCUUUGGCAAUUGGUGUUUGCACUGGCAUCUUUGGGAAGGAGGAGCUGGAUCCAGCUAGCACUGGAGGAGCUGUCGUUCUCCAAAAUCUUUCUGAUUGUGAGAGCUUCUUAAAUUUGCUGGGUCUUUGAAAUUGGGUCCCUUUGUAUACUGGUAUUUCAGGUGACCACAGUAAUUAUUGUUGUUCCAAAUCUAUUGAUAUGCUUGAGUGGAGUUCAAAUAUUUAUGUCAUGCAAUAAUCUUACAUUGACUGCCAUUUCUAAUAUUUUGACAAUCUUUAGCAGAACUGUUCACAAAGUUUGGGAUAAUGAAAUGAGAUGGUUGUACAUUUAAUUUCUUAGCUUUUCCAGUGACUAAUAUAGUACUUACGAAGUUACAAACUCUCCCUUAGUUGCUCUUGCACCUCCCCUCCACCCUUCCACAAAAUAACAGAAAGAUAUUUAUCAGCUGAAUUAUGGUUAUGAUGUCAAAAAUGGUGAAGCUUUUAUAGUUUUAUUAAUACUAGGGCGGCUAAUGUGUGGCCGCGCGUGCCAUUGCUAGCCAUGUUUGGGAAGGUCUUUCGAUUUUGCCUUAUGUCACAACUUUAGUUGUUGGUACCAUUAAUGAGGGAAAAUAUGUAAACAAAUAUUUAUGAGGGUAUUAAUGUCCCCACACUAUUCUUAACAGUUCAAAGACUGAGACAAUUAACAAUAAGGUCAAAUAGGUAAAUACAUAUUUUAAGGGCUAUAAUUGUCCAAACACUAUUCAUAAGAGUUAUCUCAAACUUUUUAAAAGGUAGAGAUAGGGAUUGGAUUUUCAAUUAUUUCUAGUAAUUUUUUUUCCCUCAAAUUCUCUCCCUUGCUCUCAGUCUGAUGGUUGAGAAGAUCUGAAUUUUUUAAGGUCUUGAAAUGAACACUAUAAAAUGCAGUCAUAUUGAUUAUGACAGAGGCCCCCUAGCUAUAACAUUGGUGGAACUGUGGAAGCCUUUUUGUGCACAAUGUUUGUACUACACUAAGCAUUUUUGUGCACUAUGUUUGUACUACAUGAAGCCUUUCUGCAUCAGGUUGCUGAUGAAAUUAGUUCUACUCAGCAAUCACGUCACUUGAUCUUUUUUUUUUUUUUUUUUUCCCUGGCUGGUUCUCUCGUUUAUUGAUUGAAAUCGUUGAAUAUAUUAUUGCUUGCAACUGAAUGACCCUUUACAUUUUGAAACUGUAAUAAUGGCUAAUGACAAAGAUAUACGGGGUAUAAUAAUUGAGUAGUGGGAGCAUUUUGCUGAUGCCUUAUAUGGAGUAGUUUAAAGUUGCAAUCAAUCACAGUUGGUGUAAUUUUUAAAAUUAAAAGCUAGGGUAAAAAGUUUGCCAUUUGCCAUUUUCAAAAGGAAUAUAAAAUAUUGGAGUUCAUUGACUUCUGGCAGGUCAACUACUAUUCAAUAUUCUAUAUACUGUUUUGGUAUGCUUAUUCAUUCCUUUUGAUAGAAGUCCAGAAGUCUAUAAAGUAUUCAUAAUUUAUAUAAAUGGGUGUAUGAAAUAUGCUGAAUAUUCUCUGUGACUUUGAACUUUUAAAACAAGGUAGAACCUUGUCUUUUGAACUCUGUUUGCAUCUAUCUCUACAAACUACCUUGUCAGAACCAAAAAAUCCUCAGAGGAAAGAGAGAUGGAACAAGGGAAGAAGGAAAUUAAGAGAAUACUUGUUACAUUCGACGUCGAUGGAACCUUAAUUCAAAGUGAUGGGACCAACUCUAACCAUUUCUUUCAGGCUUUCUCCUAUGCUAUCCUGCAAGUCUUUGGAAUACAUGGUACUAUCAAUGUUAUUCAGCCUCAUGGUUCGACUGACCCUGCAAUCCUCGUGAACACACUUGUCCACUACGGUAUAUCAUCUGAGGUUGCUACUGAAAAGCUCCCGAUUUUGAUGUCAAAAAUGACUGAAUAUGCAAAGGCUCACGCUGAAGACCUAGGAAAGGGUCUUGAAGUGCUUCCUGGUGUUGAAUCUCUUCUUCAAACCUUGUCAUCAAUGGAUAAUGUAAUCAUUGGUUUGGUUACAGGUAACUUGGAAGAGACUGCAUGGAUGAAAUUGGAUGCAUUGGGUAUCAAGAAGUACUUUAGUGUUCCGCAUUUUGGAGGAUUUGGGAGUGAUCACAUGGAUCGAGGUCAUCUCAUCAAAAUUGCAGCAGAAAGGGCUGAAAAUCUAUAUCCUGGGAAAUUUGAUUCCCGACUGCAUGUUGGAGACACACCAAACGAUAUCAUAGCAGCUGAAUGUGAGGGAGCUUUGGCAAUAGGAGUUUGCACUGGCGUUUUCAGAAAGGAGGAGCUGGAGCAAGUCAGCAAUAGAGGCGCUGUGAUUCUUCAAGAUCUCUGUGAUCAUAAGAGCUUCAUAAAUUUGCUAGUAAUAUAAGUUGAAUUAUGUUAACACGUGCUACAUUAUGUAAGCAAGGGGUUGCAAUAUGUCCUGUUAUGCCUUAAAUAACAUCUAAGUUUAUCAUUUCAAAUCUUAAUCUGAAUGCUCUUUAAAGCUUGAAAUCAGCCAAAUUCAGUUAUUCACCUAGUGUGGUCAUGCUAUGUAGAGUACUUUCGUGUAUAUGCUCUUUCACCUCCCUGUUUUGGAGGAGCUUUCCUGUUGCAAUUGUUGGUAUUUAAAGCAAAGUAUCUUUUUUCAAAGAUGUACAUCCAAAACUUAAGUUGACUUA
Molecule: messenger RNA, 3558 nt
Organism: Chenopodium quinoa (quinoa)
Lineage: Eukaryota; Viridiplantae; Streptophyta; Magnoliopsida; Caryophyllales; Amaranthaceae
Product: phosphoglycolate phosphatase-like
Exons: 11
Coding region: 2529-3266 (245 amino acids)
Source: RefSeq, a predicted model, not a curated record